AUGUCGUUUUCACCUCAUAAUGAUGAUUAUUCUGACCUUGAGAGACGUCUCAGAGAAUUAAGGAAAUCAAAUAACAAUAUUGAAACUGAAGAAGAAUUGUCAGCAAGGUUUACAAACCUUUUUGGUCGUCAAAUAACUGUUGAAACAAAAGAGGUGAUAAAAGAUAGAACCUAUAAAUUACCUGCAGAAAAUGUGUUGAAUGACGAGGAGAUCGAACAAUUAUUGCUAUCCGAAGAGAAUUUAUUAGAUGAUGAAUCAUUAUUUUCUAUUCCACAUCAAAAGAAAUUAGACAGCAUUGUUUCGAGAUUUUUGGGUGAUAAUGAUGAAAAUAAUCGUGAAGAUGACAUAGUAGCUUCAGAUCUUAUACAUCAAAUACAAGAUGAUGUUUAUCUAGAAAAUAAGUAUGGUAAUGAAGGAGACAAAAAUAUAUCAGACUACAACGAUUUGGAAGAAAGAUAUAGAUUGUUAAAAGAAAGUGGCGUAAAAUUAUCUUCAAUUAGUAGUGAAAAGGUACACGUUAGCCCAUUAGGUCCUCCACCAAAGCCCUUGGAAUUAUCUGAGUUUGAAGAUGAUGAUGAUCCGGAUACUUGGUGUUGUAUUUGUAAUGAAGAUGCAGUAAUCAAGUGCCGAGAUUGUGAUGAUUUAUAUUGUCAAGGAUGUUUUCAAUAUGGCAAGUUGUAA
Molecule: messenger RNA, 681 nt
Organism: Dentiscutata heterogama
Lineage: Eukaryota; Fungi; Glomeromycota; Glomeromycetes; Diversisporales; Gigasporaceae
Source: the annotation of a GenBank genome assembly